Molecule: messenger RNA, 3853 nt
Organism: Ornithodoros turicata
Lineage: Eukaryota; Metazoa; Arthropoda; Arachnida; Ixodida; Argasidae
Exons: 7
Coding region: 269-2530 (753 amino acids)
Source: RefSeq, a predicted model, not a curated record
UCAAUGGUGUGCUCACGGUGCUCACGCCUCGCCUCGCGAACCAUGCCGCGAACAGACUUGCGGACACGCUUGCGGAUGGCGGUUUAGCUAAAUAUUCCAGCGACACGUCGGAUCACCCGCGAUGCACUGGUAACGUACCAUGAAAACCUCGCAUAGAACACCCAACAUCACACCACCACCAUAGCUAAAUAUUCUCUCAAGAAAGCUGUGUAUCUUGUUGGACGUCCGUCGAUGGGCACCAGCUGUUACUCAGGUUCCCAAUUAACAAAUGGCAACAAAUUCGGCUCACAUAGCGUACAUGUGCAACAAGUGCCAGUCGACAUUUUCUCAGCUGCACCCUCUCAGGCAGCAUCAUGUGGAUGUACAUAACUUCCAAGUGAACUAUGAAACUCACGAGUUCAAUUCUGAAGCUGAUUUUCAUGCCUGGAAAGAAGAAAUGCAAAAGGCAACCAGGAGCCACUUUAUUAAACGCACAGGAAAAAAAAGAUUGAAAGAUGGAGGUUCAAAGUGUUACUAUAUUUGUAACCGAUCAGGAGCCUUUAUAGAGAAGACACAGCACCGGAAAAGAUCCAUAAAAUCACAAGGGUCAGUCAAGUGUGGGUCAACCUGCCUUGCAGAUAUGUCUGCAAUAUUCCAAAAUGGCAAGGUCUCAGUUGUCUUUCAAGCUUCCCAUUAUGGACAUGACUUUGAGCUGUGUCAUACCCUACUGACGAAAACAGGGAAAGAUGCAAUAAUAGCUGGAAAACUACGUGACGAUGUUGCACCCAGUGUUGCGUUUGACGGUAUCCGGGGCAUGCUGGACGACACAUUUCAAACGAUUCACCUCACCGCAAGGCAGGCCCUGCACAACAUCAUGAUGGACUAUAAAAUAUGUUAUGAUGAGAGGAAGCACGAAGACGAUCACAAUAGCGUUGCCCUGUGGGUCAGUUCUAUGAGAUCACAAACAAACAAUCCAGUGCUUUUCUUCAAGCAGCAAGGCGAGAAGGAUGACCCUACUGUCUUUCAACGAGGAAACACUGACUUGUUGCAAGAUGAGGAUUUCUUGCUAGUGCUCAUGACAGGUGUGCAAAAACAAUUGUUAAGGCAUUUGGGCACUGAGAAAGUGUGCGUAGAUUCUACACACGGCACCACAGGCUUCAACUUUCAACUGGUUGCACUACUAUGUGUUGAUGAAUUUGGAGCAGGUGUGCCACUUGCUUACUGCAUAUCUAAUAGGACAGACUGUGUUGCCCUCAAGUUGUUUUACAAAUGCAUCAAAGAAGAAACUGGACCACUUCACACAAAGGUCUUCAUGAGUGACAGUGUCCCUGCCUUCUAUAAAGCCUGGGAGGAGACCAUGGGCCCCGUCCAGAAAAGGCUGCUGUGUGAAUGGCACAUAGACAGGUGCUGGAGGAAGAAUAUCGCCAAGUACAUUUCUUGUAAAGAACAUCAAGCACAUGUGUAUAAGGUACUACGCACUCUUCUCUCAGAGACGGAUGUAGAUGUUUUCAAAAAGCUGCUCGACGCCUUCCUCAAUGAUUGCAAAGGAGAACACGUGCAGGACUUCAGGAAAUAUUUUGAAAAAAUGUAUGCUGGGCGACCAGAGAUAUGGGCAUACUGUUAUAGAACUGGUACCGGGCUAAACGAAAAUAUGCAUCUCGAGGUAUUCCACCGGGUUCUUAAGUGCUGCUACCUUGAUGGCAAGAAGAACAAAAGAGUUGACAAACUGAUCUCCACUCUCCUUCGGUUAACACGAGACAAAACAUUUGAACACGUUGUUCAGCUGGCAAUGGAAAAGCCCUGCUCGUACCUGGCAGCCAUCAACAGCAGACACAAGAGAGGAGAGCAGAUAAAGCCAGAUGAUGUUCACCAAGCAGACAUUGGUCAAUGGAAAGUGAAAUCUCAGUCUUUUCCUGGCACACACUAUGUGGUGACGAAAAUGACAGCUGACAUCUGUAACACAAGCUGCAGAAUUAUAUGUCGACCAUGCAGUGCUUGUAUACAUGCCUACAGAUGUUCAUGCCCUGACAACCUUGUGCACAUGAACAUGUGCAAGCACAUUCAUUCAGUUGCAUUAUGGGACACCGCCACACCACCAUCAAGUGCAAGACCAGAUGAUGAUGAUGAUGAUGGUACUGAUAUUCAGUGGCAUCCACAGGAGGACACUGAGGUCUGCAGCCCAUCAGCACUGAUGAGAUGUCAAGGACAAGCAGAAGAAUCUGCCACAUUAGAUGAGUGCAAGAUCCUUGUUGAAGCUGUAUCAAACCGCCUCAGCAGCCCAUUAUGUGUGAAGACAAGGCAGGAUGUUGCAAGAAUGCUGAGGGAGGUUCUCUCUGUGAUGUCAGCAGAUGAAAAUGAUGCUGAACCCGCUGCGACACCACCAAACAAAACAAUGUCAAAACAUGUGCAAACAGUGCCAAUAGUUAAAAUCUGUGCAGCCACGUCAAAGCCAACCUUUGCAGAAAUGCAAAUGAUUACAAGAACAUUUCUAGAACCUGAUGUUCCAACUACUUCUGAGGAUUCAGAAGAUCAUGCAUAUGCGCAAAAAUAACUACUAUAUAUAGGAUGCUCGCAAAGUUUUAGAUGUUCAUGUGCCUUGCCUCAGCAACUGAGUUCCAACGUACACUUAGUUGCACUGCUUCGGUUCAUUUAAUUGUUAGCAUUUGUGACAAGAGAGGCAAAAGUCUUGAAGAAAGUUGGAAUUAGAAAUCAUGCCUACUGAGUUCUGCAAUUAAUUCUUAUCAAGGGAGUUAAAUUUGUUUUUGGUUUUAACUAGGUUCUUACGGCACUUUUCUGCUUUUGUUCCACAGAAGACUGUCACUCCACUCGGUAUUAUUGUGAACCUCUACCCAAUAUAGGCCUGUCAGAUCACACAGUUCGGCUGAUUCAUUUUAUGAUGCUUUGUUUCACAAUUCAAGGAAAUGUAUCUCUACGGUGACCUCAGUGAGCAAAUAACGCUGUUGGCCGAGUUUUGAGCAUUUUUGCUAGUCUCGUUGAUCCUUUCCAGUAUGAGCUUGUAAUAAUAACCUGUAAUAAUGAGCCUUUUGGCUUGCACCUUUUCAGCCAUUGCAUCUGGGUCCUUGACAAUUAUUUUCAGCACAUUUAGAGAACAGCGUACUCUGACCAAGCCAUCAUCAGCUUCCAAUCUGCCAGACAAUUGUGCACCAACUAUUCUUUUUGAUGCUACAGGUUUUCCCGCUCAUUUUAAUCCAUUGGUUACUCAAUUUAAUCCCAGUUCUACCCAAACCCAAUUUAAUUCAAUGGUCAUCCAAAUUAAUCCAGCACCAACCAACUUAAUCCAAGCAACAAUAUAUUCAUAAUUCUUAUCAUGACUACAAAUUCUAUUACUACAGUAGUUUUACUCUCUGCAAUAUUCUACGCAAGAAUCCAUGACUACUGCUUGUCUUUAUGAUAUUUCAUGACGAUUUCUGACGAGGGGUCAUAACUCUACUUUGUACGACUACAACUAGUUGAAACUGUUUUGUGAUGAUUCAUGACUACUGCUUGCCAUUAUGACAUUUCAUGACUAUUUUGGACACAGAGGUCAUAACUAGACUGCAUGACUACAGCUGGUUCAAUCAGUGUCGAGCAAUGAUUUAUGACUAUACUGCUUGUCAUUAUGACAUUCCAUGACUAUGCCAUGAUAUAUGCCAUGAAUCGAUUUUAUGGGACUACCGCUCGUUCAAACAGUGUCUAUAGUGUUUUGUGACUAUCAGCAGUCAUUAUGACAUUCCAUGACUAUUUUCAUGAUGUAACAUGAAUCGAUUUUAUGGGACUACCGCUGCUUCAAACACUGUCAUAUAGUGUUUUGUGACUGCCAAUGGUCAUUAUGACAUUCCAUGACUUAUACAUUAUAUGUGCCAUGUGUGUGAUU